Molecule: messenger RNA, 957 nt
Organism: Pocillopora damicornis (cauliflower coral)
Lineage: Eukaryota; Metazoa; Cnidaria; Anthozoa; Scleractinia; Pocilloporidae
Source: RefSeq, a predicted model, not a curated record
AUGUUUAUGGUGACUGAUGUGUUUGACUGCACGUUUGAAUGUCUUCGUCUCCCGUCAUGUGUUUCUGUAAAUGUGGCGAGCAAUAAAGAAGCCCCUGGAAAUAUUUUUUGCGAGUUGCUGUCUUCUGACAAAUACCAAAAGUCUCAGAAGUUUACAGGAAACAAGACUUCGCAUCACUUAUUUAAAAAGUCGCAAUGCAUUUCCACGCCGUGUCAAAACGGAGGUACAUGUUUGGCAAACUAUCAGGACGAAACAUUCACAUGUCAUUGUAAAGACGACUUCAUUGGAAAACAUUGUGAAAACGGUGCAACGUCUUGCAAACAAUUAUUUGAGGCAUACAACUUCAACUCAACUCGAGUGGCCACACUCCGCUUUGGCUUAACAUCAGUCUCUGUUUACUGUCACAUGAGAGGUUUUGGAUGUGGUGAUGGGGUGUGGACAACUGUCAUGAAGAUUGAUGGCAGCAAGAGCACCUUCCACUACGACUCAGUCUACUGGGGAAAUACAGAUGCGUACAAUCCUCCUGGAGGAGCGACAGCUUUUGACACGCUGGAGACAAAGAUGCCGACGUACUGGAACACACCCUUCACUAAGAUCUGUCUCGGUAUGAAAACUGCUCGACACAUAAACUUCGUCAUUAUCAACAAGGAGGCCAACUCUUUGUAUUCACUGAUCGCUGACGGUAGUUAUCGCUCCACUUCAUUGGGUCGAGACACAUGGAAGUCUCUGAUUGGAUCCCAAGGAUCUCUCCAGUCUUACUGUAAUAAAGAAGGCUUCAAUACAGUAUGCGGCAACGCCUGUAGAGCCAGAAUCGGUGUUGUCUCUAACAACGAAAACGCCUGCACAACCUGCGACUCUAGAAUUGGGUUUGGUGGAGGAGGACGCCCCGAAAACUCCAAUACGUGUGGAAACGCAAAUAAUGACAUACGAGCUAUGUGUUACAUCUUAGUGCAGUAA